AUGGGAUGUUCAGGAAGCUUUUUAAAAGAUGAUGAUAAUAAUAAUAAUAAUAGAGAAAUGGAAAAUGAACAACCGGAAAACAAACAAACCCCCAUUGUGAAUCCGCAUGUGAAAAAAUUAUUAAAAAGCGAAAGACCGGAUGAUUUGCUCAUGGCUUACAUAUAUUUAGAUAAAGAAAUAUCAGAUGCUGAAAACGAAUGUCCAGCAUCAAUUUAUGGAGAAGCAUUAUCCAGACAACAACAAAUAAAAUCUCAUUUACAAUUAGCUUUGGAAGAAAAAAAUCAUAAAAACUCAAACGUCAUUAAGGAAAAAUGUUCAAUUUACGAUAUAUUUAUCGAACUCGGUUUGAAAAAUUCUAAAAAUGCAAUAGAACACGAAGAAUUUGUUGCUAGAAUCAAUAGGAGAGCAUUAAAUUUAAAUUCAAUAAGAAUUUGGCAAGAGGAAACGGAAAAUAUUGAAAAUCGAAUUGAAAAAGCAUCAAAGAAAAUCGAUGAUUUACAAAAAGCUUACAAUUUACAAGAACAACUUUUAGAAGUCAUGUUGGAAAAACAAUUAGACAGAAUGAGAUAUUAUAAAGAUUUACUUUGCAUCGGUGUCAUGCAAUGGGAAGCUUGUUUGGAAAGAAUUAAAAAUGCCGUACGUUUAUCAAAAAGAGCAAGAGAUUGCUUUCAAGAAUCAAUCAUUCUCAUUCAUUCAUCGGAAGAAUUAUUACAAGAUGUACAAUUUCCUUAUUGUACGACAAGAGAACUCAAAGGUGCGCUUGAAUAUAUUUUCACCGACAUCUUGAUCGAAGAUAGAUAUUUACAUGCGACGCAAGUUUAUAAAAAUCUCCGUGAAAGGGCAACACUUUUAGAAAAUUGGAUGAACGAGAAAUUAAUAUCUGAAUCUAAAAGGUAA
Pediculus humanus corporis (human body louse) is the source of this 897-nucleotide messenger RNA. RefSeq lists its product as uncharacterized. NCBI's taxonomy places the organism in Eukaryota, Metazoa, Arthropoda, Insecta, Psocodea, Pediculidae. Bases 1 to 897 code for a protein of 298 amino acids. The record is from RefSeq and is a predicted model, not a curated record. The transcript is spliced from 8 exons.